AUGGCGACCCCGUCACGACCAGCGCCGCAAGCUACCAAUGGCAUCUAUACUCCAGAACAUGCGCGCCAGCAUACUCGAGCGCAAAGCUCAUUUCGCGGCUGCUCCAGAAUUUCAGAUUAUGAGGUCAUGGGGAAAAUCGGAGAGGGUACAUUCGGAGAAAUCCUGAUGAUCAACGAGAAGGAUGGUUUUCCAAUCACAGCUCUUCGCGAAAUCAAAACCCUAAAACUCCUUUCGCAUGAAAAUGUCUUGAGUCUGGAAGAGAUGGCCGUCGAGCACCCGCAGAAGAAUACCGAUAAGAAGAAGAAGGCCAUUAUGUACAUGGUCACUCCCUAUUUCGACCACGAUCUAUCAGGCCUUUUAAAGAACCCAAAUAUCCAUUUUACGGAACCACAAAUCAAGUGUUAUAUGCUGCAGCUACUCAAGGGGAUGGAAUUCAUUCACAACAACAACAUUCUUCACCGAGACAUCAAAGCUGCAAAUAUAUUGAUCAAUAACAAAGGUAUACUUCAAAUUGCCGAUUUUGGUCUGGCGCGACACUAUAACGAACCUGUGCCGGUCGCAGGAAAGGGGAAUGGAGAAGCAAAAGCGCAUUAUACUGUUGUGGUGGUUACAAGAUGGUACCGUCCUCCGGAACUUUUUUUGGAACUACAGAACUAUACCCCAGCGAUUGAUAUUUGGGGAGUCGGUUGCGUCUUUGGCGAAAUGUUCCUUGGAAAACCAAUCCUCCAAGGCGAGAGCGAGGAGCAGCAGCUUAAACUUAUUUUCGAUUUGUGUGGCACUCCCAACGAGGAGAACAUGCCUGGAUGGAGAUUGUUACCCAAAGCUCAGGGACUCAACUUCAGCCCACCGCGCCCUUCGACGUUAGCACAAAAAUUUCGAGAACAAGGCUCGGGUGCUAUCUCUUUAUUGCAGGAAUUGCUUAAACUCGAUUGGAAGAAGCGCACCAACGCGAUUGAUGCAUUAAAGCAUCCAUACUUCAAAAACUCUCCUUUCCCGCUAGAACCACACGACAUACCAAUCUUAGAAUCAUCACAUGAAUUCGACUCAAAGCAGCAUCGGGGCCAAAAACAGGCUCCGCCACCUCCUAAGGGAGGCGAUUCACCAAAACGGUCGCUACCCUCCCCUCCUCCACACGGUGGCUACAGAAAUAGUGGCCCACCGCAUCAGCAAUACGAUGAUCGCAAACCGGGUUGGAGAAGAGAUGAUCGAGGUUUACCACCACGACCACCACCGCCCACUGAUUUCGCUUUCGAUGGCGGAAGAUCAGAUUCACAUGGUCACCGAUCCAGAUCUCAAGAUCUAGAUGGCCGUGGCCAUCGUGAUCGUGAUCACGCGUCUCUUCCUCGCAGUAGAGCUGGAGGAGGUGGUGGGAAUAUCGAUACGUAUAUCCCAAGUUAUAACACGAACAGGCGACCAAGAGAAGACCGUCCACCCCGAGAUGAUCGUCCGCUGCCACGAGAUGACCGUCGAGACGAUCGUCCACGACAUAGUAAUGGAACUAGACACGACUACGACAAUCGAGGUUCACGAGAACCUCGCGAUAGUCGAAGUCGUAGUCCCAAUCAUGAUCGUGGGAGAGAUCGAUACAGAGACCGAGAGCCGAUAGGAGAUCCUUAUGCGCAUCGUCGUUGA
This is a messenger RNA of Botrytis fragariae, 1632 nucleotides long. RefSeq names its product putative cmgc cdk protein kinase protein. Bases 1 to 1632 code for a protein of 543 amino acids. The transcript has 4 exons. Gene Ontology annotation, biological process: protein phosphorylation. Gene Ontology annotation, cellular component: nucleus. Lineage: Eukaryota; Fungi; Ascomycota; Leotiomycetes; Helotiales; Sclerotiniaceae. The record is from RefSeq and is a predicted model, not a curated record. Gene Ontology annotation, molecular function: ATP binding; cyclin-dependent protein serine/threonine kinase activity.